This is a messenger RNA of Suhomyces tanzawaensis NRRL Y-17324, 2109 nucleotides long. RefSeq names its product ribose phosphate diphosphokinase subunit. The coding region runs from base 453 to 1682 and encodes 409 amino acids. The transcript has a single exon. The record is from RefSeq and is a predicted model, not a curated record. Gene Ontology annotation, molecular function: ribose phosphate diphosphokinase activity; magnesium ion binding. Gene Ontology annotation, cellular component: ribose phosphate diphosphokinase complex; cytoplasm. Gene Ontology annotation, biological process: ribonucleoside monophosphate biosynthetic process; purine nucleotide biosynthetic process; 5-phosphoribose 1-diphosphate biosynthetic process. Lineage: Eukaryota; Fungi; Ascomycota; Pichiomycetes; Serinales; Debaryomycetaceae.
AACGGAACGACCCACCACAUGGCACUACUGUUGGCAAGUUGCACGUUGAUUAUUGGACCUGCAUACAGCCGCACGGGGGGCAUCCCACUAAUACCACCAAUACGGCCCCAAGCACAGCUUCAAAAGAGUGUACUGGUCGUUAUCUUUCCCUUCAGCANCUCCACCGUCCAAACACCACUCAAACCUGCCCCUUUCAGCCAAUUCGCAGCCAGCUCCACUAGGCACCGUUCCGCGGCCCAACCCGCAACUGCACACAGACUCAUCGCCAAAAAUUUUACCGUUGCAGUAAUUACUCUUUACUUUUCUUUCAAGAGAGAGUCCAUAUUCGACACUAUAUCACUACUGUGGGGCAACUGGGUUCGCUUACUCACCUAAUCAACACAAGUUCCUGCUCUCACUGGAACCUAUCUACAACUCUCUCCUCCAAGGUGUGUGCUACUACAAACAAUACCAUGCGGAAGUGUAAGGUCUUCGUGGGCUCCUCCCACCCAGAAUUGGGUAAAUUGGUGUGUGACAGGCUUGGUGUGGAACCAGCGCCUUGCACCUUGAAGAAGUUCUCCAACGGAGAAACGUCGGUGCAGAUUGGUGUAUCCAUCAGAGAUGAGGAUGUGUAUAUCAUCCAAUCAGGGUCGCCGCAAAUCAACGAUCAUAUCAUGGAGUUGUUGAUCUUGAUAUCUGCUUGUCGUGGUGGUUCUGCCUCCAAGAUCACUGCGGUGAUUCCCCAGUUCCCAUACUCCAAGCAGUCGAAGAUGAAGAAGCACAGAGGCGCCAUUACCGCCAGAAUGUUGGCCAACUUGUUGGUGAUGGCUGGUGCCGACCAUGUGGUCUCCAUGGACUUGCACGCGUCACAGAUGCAAGGCUUCUUCACCAAGCCCGUCGACAACUUGUUUGGCGCCCCCACCUUGGCCAGAUGGAUCCGUCAUAACAUCUCCGACUGGGAAAAUGCAGUGGUGGUUUCCAAAAACCCCGGUGGUACUAAAAGAGUCACUGCAUUGGCUGAUUCUUUAAAGAUCAACUUCGCCAUGAUACACACUGACAGACGUCGUACCCAGGACCAGUACUCCAAGAAGAAGGCCUUGAAGCAGUCGGUCAAUGAGGACGACGAGGACGACAACAUCGUGUCAGAAAUUCAGACCGCCAGAAUUGUCCAGGGUCACGUUGUGGACGACGAUUACCCUGCCAAGGAACAGGCUGUCAAGCAAGACGCCAGCCACUUGGAACGCCAAGCUAUCUUGGACAGUGACGUGUUGGGAGGCUCCUACGACGCCGGCAACUCCGACGACGAAGACGAGCCCACCUCCUUGAGCCAAGAGAAGUUGAUCACCUUGGUUGGUGACGUCAAGAACAAGGUGGCUAUCAUCUUGGACGACAUGAUCGACAAGCCCAGCUCGUUCAUCGCUGCGGCAGAACACUUGAGAUUGAACUGUGGAGCCAAGGCUGUCUACGUCGUGGGGACCCACGGUGUCUUUAGCGACUUGUGCUUGGAGUCCUUGACCGAAAGUUCGUGUAUCGACAAGAUCGUGGUCACGAACACCUAUCCUAUUGGCAAAGAGAGGAUCGAAAAGUACGCCGACAAGCUUACGGUGAUCGAUGUGUCCCCAAUUUUCGCCGAGUGCAUCAGAAGGGACCACUUCGGAGAGUCUAUUUCGGUGUUGUUUGACUCACUUGCUGCCAUUGAAUAAUUCCAAUAAACGUUUGACUGGCAUCACCGGAAGGUGAUUGUAAACAUCCAACGAUGCGACCACCGGGUCGCAGGACUUUAAUCCCUCGUUUCGAGAAUAUAGGAUUAUGGGACUAACGGAGCGUUGGUAUAUCAAAGUCUGUAGCCUGGUUUAGCGGGUGUUAGCUCGGUGAAUCAGGAGACAGCAACAGCUAGCGGGCUAGCUUACUAUAUAGCCUAAUAGACGUAGUCUAUGAUAAGUGUAGGAGAGUUUUAAGUAAGAGGUAUGAUUAUUACUUAUCCCAUAAAUAGAGUAGGUGUCCAUUUUUGAGUAACAGGUACGAAAGGUGUGUGCCUAAAUGGUAUGUGACGAAUGUUGACUGGGAUUUAAAGAGGUAAACAUCUUUUUAGUCACCAUUCUGGGGAAGUUAUUGACAGGAGGAAUUAUU